Penicillium angulare is the source of this 366-nucleotide messenger RNA. RefSeq lists its product as uncharacterized. NCBI's taxonomy places the organism in Eukaryota, Fungi, Ascomycota, Eurotiomycetes, Eurotiales, Aspergillaceae. Bases 1 to 366 code for a protein of 121 amino acids. The record is from RefSeq and is a predicted model, not a curated record. The transcript is spliced from 2 exons.
AUGCGAUUCUCCAACUUCCUCCUGCCCCUCGUCGCGGCUGCUCCUAUGGCCUUGGCUGUCGCCGCCCCGGAGCCUAACCCUGUCGCUGCGCCUGCGCCUGCGUCUACUGGCGGCUUGCUCAGCACCCUCACUGAUCUGGAGGGACUCUUGACCGAGACAAACCUCAACAACCUGCAAAUUAUCAUUACCAACGCCGCCAAGGUUCUCUCCGAUGACAAUACAAAGACACUGCAGACUAUUCUGACCAAUGCUGGUGAUCUGUUGACCAAGGAAUUUGUGGAUAAUACCACAACGCUGAUUGGGGAUGCUACACCGCUUAUUGAGGAUGUCUCGAAACUUCUUGGUUCUCUACUUGGAUCUCUAUAA